Messenger RNA from Puntigrus tetrazona (Sumatra barb), 2272 nucleotides. RefSeq names its product minichromosome maintenance domain containing 2 (gene mcmdc2). The record is from RefSeq and is a predicted model, not a curated record. Gene Ontology annotation, molecular function: DNA binding; ATP binding; single-stranded DNA helicase activity. Gene Ontology annotation, biological process: double-strand break repair via break-induced replication. NCBI's taxonomy places the organism in Eukaryota, Metazoa, Chordata, Actinopteri, Cypriniformes, Cyprinidae. The coding region runs from base 753 to 2261 and encodes 502 amino acids. The transcript is spliced from 12 exons.
UCUCAUUUGCAUAUGUAAUUAUAUUGAGCUCGAGCUUCCCGCCCAUAUGCGCGUCAUCCACUUUUUUAAAGAAAGAUAAUACAAUAUGUAAAUAUCAGCCACGCGGGUUACCUAAACUCACUGAAUUUUCCAUCACCUUUAAGUUUUUAUUUACAUUGUUUGAGGUCAACACCUUCUCUGAUUUGAUUGGCUAACACGUGAUAUACCUAAUUUGCAUAUUGUAUAGCGCGACUCCCGCCCAGCUAGCAGUGUAUUUCGGAGAUAUGGAUGAGCUAAAUUCUCUAAAAGAAGCAAUAAUCAUUUAUUUAGACAGAAGUGGUGGAUUAAGUAAACUCGUGGAAGACUGUAAAGUCUUUAAAGGUUUGUUUAAAGUCGGAUUCAUUAUUACUUCAUUAAAAUCCCUCAGCAAACAGCAGCUGAACUAAAAUAAUAAUAUAACGCAAUGACUGUUUACACACUGAAAAAAGCGAAACAUGUUUUUCAGGUGGACAGGAGGCUGUGUAUCGGUUCAGUUUUGAGGUAAAUCCCUCAGAUGUGCUUGAACUGGAUGCCACACUGGGAGACUGUAUACUACACGACCCUGUCAAAGCCGUUUCACUCUUUCAGUUUGUUAUCUGUCUAUAAAUACACUGUCGCUUAUUGACCACAUUGAAACAGAAAACCAGGUUAAUGUUGUUUUAAAGCCCACCCACUUGCCACCUUUUCCCAACUAUUGUUUGGAUCUCUCUGAGUUUCCCCGUGGGUAUGGUCCCAUGAGACCCUUAGCUUUGGAGGGCCUUGUAAUUGCCAUGACACGUGUCACCAAAUACACACAAGGAGCCAGAUUUCUCUGCUCAGAAGAGAAAUGCCCCCGCUCUAGAGGGUUUCAUCAUAUCAGAGUUCAUGCACCAGGUGCCACGGAGUCUGCCACAGUUAGGAACGAUUUUACCUGCUUUCUCUGCUCUUCUCCACUGAAAGAGGAUGUGAAGUCUCGGGUUUUAGGGGAUAAACAGCUAGUUGAGCUCAUUCAUGUGAGAGCAGUGGAUGUUUUGGGAGUUCAUGAUGCUGCUUCCUUAAGAUAUCAGUCUGUUACCCUUUUUCUAAGAGAUGAACUCUGCAACUCCAUGAGAAUCGGCCAUCUGUACCAAGUUGUGGGGAUUCCAGCUCAUGUGCACCAGUGGCCCAAUGUAACCUGGAGUGUAGAGGCUUGCAGCGUUCGACCAUGGACCCCCAAAUGCCCCUGUUUGGUUAGCAACAACUUCCAGAACCUUCAGACAGCCAUGGCCUGUUCCCCAUGGAGGUUUGCUGCUAUUGUAGCCAACUCAUUCGGUUCCUCUGUGAUCCCACCUGGACUCUACAACACAUUAAAACUGGUGCUACUUCUUAGUUUGGUGCAAACUGAAGAUAAUCCAGACUCUCCCAACCACCUGGAUGUGCUUGCUCUCACCAGUGAGACUCUAAUCAUUGACAGGUUGAUGAGAUAUAGCCUGCCCUUGGCCUCACGUGGCAUUCAUCAUACACUGACAGGAGAGCUGUUGGCAUCUCUGUCUAGAGAUGAACACGGAGCUGGUACCGCCAACAUCCAUGCAGGUUCCGCUUUGCUGGCAUCUGGAGGUGUCUGUCUUUUGGGAGAUAUCACUAACUACAAGAAAGACAAGAUGGACAUGCUUCAGUCUGCUCUUGAAAGCAGAGCAGUGUCCGUUUUCAUUCCUGCCAAGAAAUAUGGGGAUGAUAUGGACCAGCAGCUCUCCUUCCCAAUCCAGUGCAACUUUUGGGCCCUAGCUGAUUCUGCUUCCCCCUCCAAGAGGACAGCCAGAUGUGAUAAUGUGGUGCUGGGUUCUGUGGAAAUGGGCUCAGUUUCUCUUCAGCUCGCAGAGUCAUUUGGACUCAUAGUCCAGUGUCGAGAGACAAGCAGCAAUCAUCCACUCCUGUCUAUGACUGUGCAUACUCUGAGACAGGCCACGUCCCCAGUAGAGCCCCUAUAUCCAGCAUGCAUGCAGUUUACAACACAAGACUAUAAAGAGCUCUUGGCUCAUGCAAGGCAACUAAAGGUGCAAAUGAGUCCUGAGGCUGAAAGGAUGAUCCACAGUUAUUACAUGACCAGUCGGAGGAUUCGUUCAGACUUAACACAGAGAUCCACCGUUUCAGUCACUUCUAUCAAACUGCUGAUUACUCUGGCUCAGGCUCAUGCUAAACUCAGUUUAAGAACACAAGUUCUAGAAGAAGAUGCAGUCAUCGCAGUUCUGCUGUGUGAAAGUUCAGUCACCCUAAAACAUGGUUAGUUACCCCUUUU